Molecule: messenger RNA, 1522 nt
Organism: Plodia interpunctella (Indianmeal moth)
Lineage: Eukaryota; Metazoa; Arthropoda; Insecta; Lepidoptera; Pyralidae
Gene: spag4
Product: sperm-associated antigen 4 protein-like
Exons: 8
Coding region: 326-1387 (353 amino acids)
Cellular component (GO): nuclear envelope
Molecular function (GO): protein-membrane adaptor activity
Source: RefSeq, a predicted model, not a curated record
GCGCGAUAUUUUAAAAUAAAAAAUAUUAAAACAAUAAACAAACUAGUUGGUUUUGUUGUUGUAUCAUACAAAUAGAAAAUUAAGAUGGUUAUUGUUACCAGAAGUGCAUAUAAAAAGGCGAGUGAGAGCCUUAGCAGUAGCGACAUUUCAUGUAAUAAUAUCAUUCCACCUUGGUGUUCAUCAGAUAUGGCAGUGUGAACAAAUGUCUGUGCCUACCGGAAAUUGAGAAAAUGCUAAAUGACAACGCGCGAUAUUUUGAAAUAAAAAAUAUUAAAACAAUAAACUAGUUGGUUUUGUUGUUGUAUCAUACAAAUACAAAAUUAAGAUGGUUAUUGUUACCAGAAGUGCAUAUAAAAAGGCGAGUGAGAGCCUUAGCAGUAGCGACAUUUCAUGUAAUAAUAUCAUUCCACCUUGGUGUUCAUCAGGGAAAGUGAAUGUCCGGAGAAAAUCUCUAAAAGCCCCAUCGCCGACCUGGGAAGUCCACUCGUCGUUUCCUUUGCGGGAAAACAUUUGGGAGUACCUUUACGAAGAUAGGAGCGAACAAAACUGCUCUUGCAAAAGGAAUAGAAAAGCCCGCAAACAAAAGGAAAAAAACAAAAGAUGCGAAAAGACUACAGUUAUAAUGUGCACAUUUUUGUUCGUCACUGUGUCUAUGAUGGGCUCUUUAUGGCUGACGAACUCAAUCCCAAAACUUAAUGAUCUAACAAAACGAAUCAAAUAUGAAAAAUUCACUUCUUUAUUGGUCCCGAAUGUCCGUGGCGUGGUGGAUGAAGAAUGCUGUUACAGAAUGAGGUAUUUGGCUGCGGCACUGUCGCGCGUCGAGAAAACUCUCAGACACACUCUACGCCUACGAAAAGCCAUGAUGCUGACGUCACAGGCUAACAAAGCUGACAAUCGACUGAACGACGAAUACAUCCAAGCGUCGGGGGUGACAAUAGGCAGAAACACAGUCGAGUGGGGGGGGCUCGUGGCUCUAUGGGGCAUAGUCCCACUGUGGCGCGCCGCCCGCCCGCCUCAUACAAUCCUGGCUUUACGGAGGCCUACACCAGCCGACUGCUGGCCUUUCAGCGGAGCCCAAGGCGAACUGAGCGUGGCUCUGCCGGGCCCGCACAGAGUGCGGCGCGCCAGCAUCGAGCACGUGGCGCCUGACGCCGCCCGCAGCGCGCCCAGACACUUCAUUAUUUAUGGGAUUGCGGAAAACAAUACUUGGAUAAGGACCAUCAAGGCGGAAUACAGGAGUUCUGGUCCGCCUAAACAAUACUACUCAAUCGCGAGCGUAAUAGAUUUCAAACAAAUUGUUUUUAGAGUACUCUCAAAUCAAGGAAAUCCUAAGUACACUUGCUUAUAUAGAUUUCAUGUAUAUGGAGUGAAGAGUUUAAUACCUUAAUAAUUUCAAUAAAAAGGACAUGAACUAUGUAAUAUUUUGUAGCUUUAUAGUCCCUUCUAAAUAAAUACAAAAAUAAUAAGCAUUCUGUAAAUUGUAGUAUGGAUUGUACAGAUUGUAAAAGGUAACAAUUUUUUU